CCCUGGACUAACAGUCUCUCAGCAGUUUAUAUUUCAGACUUUCUCUUCAGACUGAUUUGUUCUCUCCAUCUGCUGAAACUGAAGCGGCACUCAACCACAUUGGGGAAACUGCUUCUUUCCUGAAUUACCUCAUCUAAGGAAAACUUUUUGCCCAUCCAAACUCGCUCUUUUACUAAAGGGGAGCUACUUCAAGGCCUCCACCUUACUUUCUCUCUCGGGAUGGCUGCUGAUACAACCGAGGCUCCCUCUGCGGGCGUCGUGGACAGGCUGAAAAGUUACGUGCGGACCCAGAAAGGCACCAUCCUCGCUGCAGAAAUAGUUCUCAGUCUUAUAAUCCUUAUCUGCUAUGCUUCGUCCUGGUAUGGCGGCUACACUGCUGUUGCCAUCUGCGAGAUGUGCUUUGCUAUUGUGUUCUUCUGCGUCUUCAUGAUGGACCUGGACAAGCAGUUUACAGCCGUCAGCUGGGUCUGGAGUGACUUUAUCCGUGCAUUUACUGGCACUCUAGUUUACCUCAUCACGUCGCUCAUCUGCGUCAUCAGAGGAGCCGGGGACGGAGCGCUCAUCGCAGGCGGGGUGUUCGGCUUGCUCGCUGGUCUCCUGUUUGCAUAUGACACGUACACCAUCUACUUGCAAAUCAAGAGCGCCAGGUCGCAAACCGGAGGCUCCGGCAGCACAGCUUAAACAGUCCACGCAUCUGUCAUCGACGCUGCAGGAACACAAAAACAGAGAAGAGCGGCUCAGUGAGGGGAGAUGGGACAGUAAAAUGACCAGGUCACAGUUUUAAUCAUUGCAACUGUAUGGUGUGAAUAAAUGAGAAGUAUUUCAGAACCGUGCCUGAGAGGAAUACCACAGAACCAAAGUGAGAGGCACUGUACUGUACAUCUGUGUCUGCAUGUGUGUGCAUGUGUGGGGAAAAAAACCCAAGUUUUUGUUCAGACCAACACUGACCAUCGACUAAACAGGAAAACCUGACAUUAAUAAGGUAACAAAAGACUGUUUGGUCUCUUCAAAUAGAUUUUCUAAUACUUUUCUCUACUGUUAAUGGACUGCUGUAGGAAAUAUUAAUCGUGUUAUUUGGACUUCAGAGGUAACUGACACAUUAGGAGUUAUUUAAAAAAAAGAAUAAUGUUUGUCUUCUCAUUGCUGUCAAUAUUAUUUUUUGUAAAAGUGUUCUCAGUCAGUUAAAUAUUAUAAUACAGUGUCUCUGUUUUGGUAUGUUAAGAGGUCAUGAGCAAUAAACAUGUCACCAACAUCAAUUGACUCUCCUGGUAUUUUCACUUAGAUUAAAUCUUGAACUAAGCCAAAGGCUCAACAACCCAGGUUGGCUGUUUUCUGUAAAUAAAAAACUUUCUUCUCAAUAAACACAGCAAAAACAGAAAAUCUUAACAACUAUUUUGGUCUAGUUUCUAGAAAAACAUCCUAGAACACCAGAAAUAAGACAAAACUAACUUGCAAUAGAUUUUCAGCAAGAAAUAGGAGCUUGUUUAGCAAUUAAUACUGAUGAAAAAGCACUACUUCCUUUGGCAGUACAACAUUGGAAAAAUGUCUUAAGUGAAAUAAUCUUAAAAAGAGCUAGUUCUUCUUCAUCAAUACUGAGCUAUUUUGUUUUUUGCUGCAAAGAUGCUCAUAUUUGAUGGAUUUGCGUCAAGCUAAUCUGGCCGUUUGGAGAAACAAAUAAACGAAGAGCUACUUUCAAUAUCGACAUGGUGUUAAUAAAUCAGAGAUGCAGAGAUAAUCCAUUUAAAAGAAAAUGGACAUUUUUAAUGUAAUUUAUUGUUACAUUAGGAGAAUGAGAAGGCACAUAGCUAUUAGCGGCUAACAGUACAACAGAGGUGCUGGAUUCAGUUGGUUGUGUUUUAUCUCGAAAAAUUGAUCUUUGGUUUGGCACUGGUACUGUUUAGCUUAUCUCUUGCUUUCUAAAGCAUUUUGUUUAAACUUUGUUGCCACAUUUUGGUACUGCCACAAGCCUUUUUGGUACUGAAGUUUCCGUACAGAUAAUUAUCCUUGAAAUAAGAGCCUAUUUAGACAAGUAGGCUGGAGACAUUUUUCAUCCACCUUUUGGUAGAAAGAGAGGGACACAAAAACCAAUCAAUCAUGCAAAUGGAAAUGAUCAAACUCAUACAAUUAAGUGAUUUAUUGCUUAAUCGGCUAUCAGCAACAUAUGAUUUGUAGAUGAAAGUAUUAUUUGGCAUUAGCACUAGCAGAAGAACAGCAUGCCUUUCAGGACUUUGUGUCUAAGAAAAACACAAUCAGACACCAGAAAAAGCAUUGAUUCCUAGACAAUUAACCAUAAAAAGACCAAAUGGAUUGAAAGGGAAGAAUGCAACUGAUUAAAACUUGCGAUAUUGUAACUCCAGAGGGCGCUGUUGCCUCAAUACAUACAGCUUAAACUUCACAGGACUGGAUUGCUGGAAAUUUCCCAACAUUUUUAUUUGUAUGAAGCAAACAGAAGCAGUGAAAAUAAAGUUUGAAUUUCAGUUUUUACAGCAACCUCCAUCUCUGAUGCUACAUCUGAUGCUACAUUACUCAUUAUUCCUACAAUUAUUCAUCUUCCAAUCUAUUUUAUCAAAGUGAAUAAUAUGGAAGUUGUCUACUACAUGGAAGACAUUGACAGCUCAUAACCUUUUAACUAAAUCUUUGAAAAAUGUAGUUGUACUUCUAUCCUUUUUCACUUUUGAUUCCUGAGUCCUGAACAAUUGAUGGGUUCUGUGGUCAUUUGUCAAUAAAUGUUCUUUGAUUUGGUUUUUAGAACAUUUUUCCGAUUUUUGUAUAUUCGAUACUGACUCAUUCUGAAUUGAUUGAAACCACACAGAUUAUGUCGUCCUCCUUCACUUUCACUCAUCUUUUUAUUCUUGCUCAGGUUAUGAUUUUUUUUUAUAGAUCUGUAACACAUUUUUAAAAGCUUGAAAGCCAUCGUUCUCUUGAGAUUUGUUUGUCCCUGUUCUCUAAAAGAGACAGAAGUAUAGAAAUUUGUUGUUGGAGGAAAAUCUUGUCAUUCUAAUGUUUUUUUUUCUAACACUGUGCAGUUUGUAUCUUUAUAUUCAGAUUAUUGUUUGCUUUGAGAAAUAAACCGUCAUUACAAUAAAGACUAUUAGCGCUUCUA
Poeciliopsis prolifica (blackstripe livebearer) is the source of this 3103-nucleotide messenger RNA. RefSeq names its product proteolipid protein 2b (gene plp2b). NCBI's taxonomy places the organism in Eukaryota, Metazoa, Chordata, Actinopteri, Cyprinodontiformes, Poeciliidae. The record is from RefSeq and is a predicted model, not a curated record. Gene Ontology annotation, cellular component: membrane. The coding region runs from base 220 to 681 and encodes 153 amino acids. The transcript has 5 exons.